AUGGGCAAGCGGAUCAUCGUUACUGGUGGCUCCGGUAAGGCCGGUCAGCAUAUCAUCAGAUAUUUGCUUCAGCAAGGCCACGAUGUUCUCAAUCUUGAUCUGGUAGCCCUUCCAGCAGAAUUCUCGGAUCGCGUCCAUACAAUGAUUGUCGACCUUGCGGACAGCGGUCAAGUCUACUGCGCGUUGAGCUCUCAUUUCCACCUUACCGAGCCAUUCAGAGAGCCUCUAAAUUUAGUGCCCGAUGCAGUCAUUCAUAUGGCUGGCUAUUCGCGAAACAUGAUCGCCCCUGACAAUGAAACCUUUCGAAGCAAUACUAUGUCGAAUUAUAACGUUAUUGAAGCGGCAUGCAAGUUGAACAUUAAAAAGAUUAUCAUUGCUAGCUCGAUCACUGUCUAUGGUGUCAGCUAUGCAGAGGGCGAUGUCGACUAUCCAUCUUUCCCAGUCGACGAAGAAGUUGACGCCAACCCUAUGGACACGUACGCCAUAGCGAAGGUAUGUGCGGAACGUGUCGCGCGUGGCUUUGCACGUCGUUUCCAGAGAGAUAUUUAUGUGUUGCGGAUUGGCCGAAUCGUUGCACCGGAGGAGUACAAGCAGCCCAUGUUUGAUAGCUAUGUCAAGCAGCCAGAGAAAUGGGCAGCCCAUGCCUGGUCAUAUACCGAUGCACGCGACCUCGGGAAAAUGUGCGAUUUGGCAGUCCAAAAAGACGGACUAGGGUUUCAAAUAUUCAAUGCUGUGAAUGAUGAAAUCACCAACUAUACUUCCUCCUCUGCGGAAUUUGUUGCAAAGGUGUCGCCCAACUCUCCUUUAACGAGGGAGAUGGAUCCACGUGAAGCUCCGGUAACAAACCGAAAGAUCAAGGAGUUGCUGGGCUUUCGUCAAGACCACCCGUGGCAGCAGUACUAUGAAAAUUGA
Molecule: messenger RNA, 912 nt
Organism: Penicillium waksmanii
Lineage: Eukaryota; Fungi; Ascomycota; Eurotiomycetes; Eurotiales; Aspergillaceae
Product: NAD-dependent epimerase/dehydratase family protein
Exons: 1
Coding region: 1-912 (303 amino acids)
Source: RefSeq, a predicted model, not a curated record